ACAUAGUCUGUGGUUCACAUGCAAUUAUUGCCUACGCCAUUUGAUGUGCGCAGCUUUUAGUGCUGAUAAAUCGGUGCGUUUGGAAGGACCUUAGUAAUAACAUUCCGGGGUAGUACGGAUUUACCCUAAUGCGGACUGCGUCAAUUCAAGCACGCCAGACUUCGCGCAGCCGAGUAGAGACGGUAACACAGACAUUUUUUUUCAGUGAUUCAUGAACACGCAAGCACUUGUGUCUACGAACUCUUUCUGUUUAGACAAGUUGGCGCAAAUAUUUGAAUGUGGAAAUUGCUGUUCUGUGCUACACACAAACUGUUCGACUGCUGUGCCACAACAAUACCCUCAAUUCCAACUACUACGCACAUCGCCUGUGACGUAAAAUCGUCUGAUUCGUAGCGCCCACGCCAUUGGCUGACGAAAGGUGUUUUGAUUAAUUCGUAAACAUGGCGGACCCGGGAGGAUGGAAUGUUUCGCAGCAGCAGGAGUUGCCAGAGUAUGACAACGAAAACAGCUUCGCGAUGAUGAGUGACACGUUUAAUAUCAGCGACAUUAACAACCUAGAUGAUCUGAUAUCAAACUGCGAGAAUGAGUUGUUCUCCAAGAACAGUAACAUAUUUGCCGAUGACGCCCUGCUGUCGCAACUGACCGAAGAAGAUGAAUCAUUUGACUUUAUGAAUGUAUCGAGCUCCGUGCCAUUUCCAAAUACCGUCGUUCAGCAACAGGCAGUGGAUCAUCAGAAAACAGCUCCACAACUUCAGAACUCUGGACUGGCAUUUCAGCAACAAAUUUCGCAGACAACUAGGAGCCAAACUGCAAUACCAACAUGCGUCUCUCAGACGUCUCUUCAGCAGACACCAAAGUUGUUGCAUCCAGCUACCCAGCAAGCAACUCCUUCUGGACCUCGCAUUCAAUAUGUUCAGCCACGUAAGCAACAGCCUAUAGUGAAGCAAGUGGCACCAGCUCCCACUACACAAAAAACUACUGUUCCUGUGCUGCAGAAGGUUCCAGGACAGUUAAAUCAACUUCUCACUCUUCAAGGAAUGGGACAAGUUUCGUCUGAUAAAGUGCAGCAGGUACUUCUCCAAACACAACUCUUAAAAUCAGAACCACAGAUGACAUCAACAGCAGUCAUGUACACUACGUCACAUGUAACGGGCUCAACAACCAGUCCCUCUCCUGCUGGAACUUCAAUACACACACUAGUAAAUACUGCCAAUGGUACAAUUCUUGCUACAGGAAUUCCAGUUGUGCUGGACGCUGACAAACUUGCUCUCAAUGGAAUAGCAGCUGUGACUCCAACUACUCGAGAACCGAAGGUGAAGGAAGUAAAGAGAAGUGCUCAUAAUGCUAUUGAAAGACGCUAUCGAACAAGCAUAAAUGAUAAAAUUAUUGAAUUGAAAAAUAUUGUAGUCGGAGUUGAUGCAAAGUUAAAUAAAUCAGCAAUUUUACGUAAGGCCAUUGAUUAUAUCAGAUACCUCCAGAAUGCAAAUGCAAAGUUAAAGCAAGAAAAUAUGUCUCUAAAAAUGAGUGCUCAGAAGCAGUCCUUACAAGAGCUGCUGAAGCCAGAAAGUGUGAAGUCUGAAAUGUUUAUUGAUGGGGAGAUUACACCACCACAGUCAGACAUUUCUUCUCCAUCGCUUUCACCACCUCAUUCGGACAGUUCUGUACCACCAUCACCUGAGAAUUCAUUUGAAAUGGAGAUGAAGAAAGAAGACAGUGACUGUAUGCACAGGGUCAGCAGUGGAAUGCUUGACCACUCCAGAAUGACACUUUGCAUGUUCAUGUUUGUUGUUAUGGCAUUUAACCCAUUUGGUAUAGUUCUCAACAAAUACAUGAACACAGAUACUGAUUAUACCCAACCAAGUACAAUAGGAAGAACAAUUCUAAGUGAUGGAGGUUCUGAUGGAGGCAUAUGGAGUUUGACAAGCACAUCACUGUUUUUGUGGUUUUUCAAUUUUAUAAUUUUGGUUGGCUGUCUCAUUAAAAUAUUUGUAUAUGGCGAUCCAGUAAUGCCUUCAAAAUCAGCUGCAUCAACUGUAUUCUGGAGACACCGAAAGCAAGCAGACUUUGACAUAACAAAGGGUGAGUUACCUGCAGCUACACAGGAACUUCGCCGUUGCCUUGUUGCGUUUGGUCAACCACUUCCUGCCUCAAAGCUCGAGUUAUUGUCAUCAACAGCAUGGCAGAUUUUAAGACAACUGCUGCACCGACUCUGGGUUGGCCGCUGGUUAGCAAAACAUGCUGGUGGCUUUUUUGCUGAUAGCUCAACACGACGGGAGGCCAUUAAUUCUGCUCGUGACCUGUCACAAGUGUAUCAUCGACUGAACCAGUUACAUCUUGUGGGAGGAUCUGCAGAUGGUCAUUGGACAGGCAUUAUGUUGGCACUGAGUGCUGUCAAUAUGUCUGAAGCAGCUGCCCAUCUGUUAACUGUGGAGCAAAUGGCAGAUGUAUAUGUUGCAGCUGCACUUCGUAUAAAAGAAUCAUGCCCCUCUUUCAUGCAGAUACUGAACAGGUAUUAUCUUGGUUUGGCACGCAAUGUAUGCCGUAGCCAAGUUCCUGCAAGACUUCAGUGGUUGUUUACAUCAUAUGGACAUCGCUUUGUUGUAUCUGGUCGAUGGAUCUAUGGACCUGCUGCUGCAGCACCAUCACCUUUUAGCCAACUGGGCUCACGUGCUGAUCCAGUAGCAUGUGUGGCACGUGCUUACCGUGAUCACCUUCUUCUGUGUGCAUUACAAACUUUGGCUGCACCAGGUGCAGGAAACACUCCAUUAAUUGGAACUACAUCUCAGAUGUCAGAGAUCUCAGAACCAUAUCGCCGUACCCAGACAGCAGAUGUUCUCACUUACGUCCAGCUACUUAUGGAAAAUGCUGUUGCUGCUACCGCUUCCAAACAUCAGCAUGCAUCUGCAUUUCAUGUCACAAGUAGGGAAGAUGAAGUUGCUCACUGGUGGUCAGGUGUUAUUGGUGUAGUUGCUUAUUGGAUGUUGGGUGAGGAAACUCAGGCAGAAAGGCUCUACGCCCGCGUUGAGGCAAUGCCCGAGAUUCUGGAAAGCCUAGCUGACCCUUUGCCACGAGCUAUGUUAGCCGCUUUCCGUGCUCGACGUGCUGCAUUAGUACACUGCAGUAGCAGGAGUCCGGGAAGACGGGCACGCUCUUCAGCCCAACAUGCAUUGGCCCUGUGCAACACUGCAGGCAGUCUUCUUGAUGAGAGUUUGACUUAUGCAAGCUGCAGACCAUCUGACAACACAGUUCUGCUUGCUCAGUUACUCAUAUGUGACUGUCUUCUUGAGACAAGAACAUCUUUGUGGGAAGAUGAAAUGGGCGAUGUGGAUGUGAACUCAACAAACAUCACAGUUCCAGUCUCCAAUGCAGUUCUUACAGGAUUUCAGAGGGAUCUGUCAUCUUUGAGACGUCUUGCACAACUUGUACCUUCUGCAUUCGCACGAGUUUUCCUGUAUGAAGCGACAGCACGAAUGAUGGCUGGUGCUGCACCAGGACGCACACAACAACUUCUGGACAGAAGUCUUCGACAACGACAUAGUCGUGGAUCAAUUAUCUGUGGAAAAGAUAAAAGCCAACAAGAAGUUAGUGGAGAGCGAGAGCAUGCAAUGGCCUUAUAUCUGGCUUGCCGCCAUCUGCCAGCACAGCUUCUCUCAUCACCAGGCGAACGUGCUGGCAUGCUUGCAGAAGCAGCAAAGACUCUAGAGAGAAUUGGUGACCGAAAGAGGCUUGGGGAAUGCUACAAUCUUAUGAAAUCUCUUGGUAGCAGUUCUGUCACAAAUUAAGUGAUCUUAGUAUUUUAUGAGAGACAAUUGACAUUCCAAAUAUUUUUAGUUUCUCUCAAAGUCUGAACAAGCAUUGAAACAAUUGCAAUUGACAUUUCUGUCUUUUGUUUCUUAAACUGAGUAAACUCCAUCAGUCUCUUUCUGCAGUAUGAUUAAUUUGUUUGCACUGAAAAUCCAAAGAUAACCCAGGCCAUUGAAAAAUGUCUUUAGUUAAUUUUUGCUACAUAAUGGCUUAAUACCAAGGAUUUUUGUAUACUGAAUCCAAAUCUGACUUCAGUUUUUUUCCCAUCACAUAAGUUUUACUGCAACAUGAUUUCUUUAUAAACUAGAAAAUUAGCAAAGCAUUUGUAAUUGUAAUGAAAAGUAAUUUAAUUUUCCAGCAUGAGUGAAGGUUUUAUACUAUGGACAUAUGUGAAAAAAAGUCGUUAUUGCAUAGCACUUACGUGUCCACUGACUUAACGUAAGUUUUCUGUAUACGCCAUUGAUUUACAUUAAUUUUCUCUAUCCUCCUCAAAGCAUCUACCAUUGCUUUCACUGUGGCGAAUUGCCUUUUGUACGUCUCAAAGUGAUGCACAGUCUUUCUUAUUGUAUGAAUGUUCCAGUAAUUGUGAUACCUUUUGUCAUCACUUUCAUCAAAUCAUUAAAGUGCUCACCUUGUUCCUCACCGACAUACACAAAUUUGCAGGGAGAAAAUUGUGGCAUGUGCUCAAAAAUGAAAAUUGAGCCCCAUUAAGCAGCCUAACUUCAUGGACUUUUUCAGCAUAUAAAUUACAACAGAAAUGUGAUAUGGGUCUUUUUUAUUACCUGAGAACUUGUUAACAAACAGUUCCUCCUUCCCUCUUACUCACAGUCAUUUAUGAUUUGAAGAUGGAAUGAAACAUCAUUUUAGAUCCAACUGCUUUUAAUUUUGCCCCUGAUAAAUGGGGAAUAUGCUCGCUGAAAUUCUUGAAAUGUUCUCCAUCUUAGGACAAACUAUUCAUGAAAGAUGAAUCUUAUGUGCAAAUAUUCAAACUCUGGGGCCAAAAGGUUAUCAUUAAGACUAAGCAUCCACAGUUAAUGUUCUUUUCUAAAGGUCACACCUAAAAUGCUGCAGUUUAUUAGAGUGCAACAUAUUUUGUACAGAUUCAGUAGGUUCUUUUCCUUCUCUACCUAACAACAGGUAUACCAAGUCCUCUGGCACAGCAGGUCUGUGGGACUGCCUCCAUUCUGCACCAUUGACAGCUGUCAGUUAGAUCUAAAGAGUAUCAGGAGUAUCGGCAGCUGGCUUUGGCUCUGGCGUGGUCAUGAAGAUCACCUUGAAGCUGAUAUCAGUGUUCUUGAUCUAUGGUAGCACUUGCACAAACACUCGCAUUCUGCUUCAGUCUCAGUUCUGUGUACUGCAUAUUUUGGAGCGGUAUUAUUGUAUGCAAGUGCCAUUUUGGACCAACAGCAGUUUCUAGAUUCUUCUCAAACUCAAUGAUCAAAUUUAUUGAGACUGUUGUGUCUGGGCCUGGGGGGAUGGAAGUUCUGUAGAAUUUGUUUUGCAGAUGACAGUGCUCAACAACCUGCGGAAUAGUAUUCGUGGGCCUGACAUGGAGUACGUAAAGUGUGACAAAAUCCUCUAUUUGAAAACAAAAGUGUUAAUAGUUUACUUGAAGAAACAUUCGGUGUACAUAUAGGAAUUGGAUUAAGUUUUCAAGAGAGUUACUUGAAUUGAAUUGUUGUGUUGAAAAAUGUAAGGGUAUUUUCUUAAUCAUGUGAUCAAUUCAUCUGUCUUUAAUGUGAGUUCGGAGUUUAUAAAAAAAACUAGAUUUACAGUUACGUGUAAAAAAUAUUUUCAACAAUUAUGCAAGUACGAAGGAGUUAAUUUUUGUUAUUCCACUUACACAUAAGUACAGAUAGGAGUAGUAUCAGCUUAUCAUAUAUUUGAUAGGAUUUGUACCCAAAUGGUUGUGAACUUAUCAUUCUGCAUUAAUUGUAGUGGUUUUUUAACUCACACAAAGAUAUUCAUUAUAGGAACCACAUGUCUUUAUUAAAGUAACAGCUCUGUUAUACUAAAUUGGUACAGUAAAUCAAAAUUGUUCGAUUGUAGUUAAGAGAAGAACUUGGAAACAAUAAAUGGCAGCCACUUGUGAUGAUGGUCUUUUCUGUAGUAUGCCAUGUACCAUAAAUUUAACAUAGCAUUCAACAAUCAGUCUUAAAGAUGUAUUGCUCACUGUCAGUAUUCACAAGUCAGAAUAUCUGUCACAGAAAUGUUCAAGUUUGUCGUUAAGCUGAUGAGGAUAGCUUACUCCUUCCAAAUCAGUAUAUGAUUCAAUACCCAGUGCAGCAGAAAGAAAUCAAUUUAUUACACUAACAUUGUUAGUGUGCGAGCUCUGAUAAGUAAAUGUCUGUUUCAUUUUACUGUUACAAUAGCUUUAUAAGUAAAACCAUUUCUAUUAGCACAUUGGAUUUAAUCCAUAUGGAAACAGAUGAAGAGCAUCGGCCACCCGAUAAGAAAUGCUCAGCUUUUCCUGUCAUGGUUAUAUUAUUAUUUUUAGAACUUUUAAAUUGCUUUACAGUUUGUCUUUAUUUCAUUUAAAAUCUCAUCGAAAUAGAAAAUGUUGUGGAUUACAAACAAAGAAAAAAAAUGUUGCAGAGUUUUUAAAUCAUAUUUAUUAAACUUGAUGACGCACUGUAAUUCUGGUGAAUUUGUAAUAUUUUGUAAAUAUGUAGGGAAAGAGGAAACUCAGAUUAUUUGUAUAUAAUUUUCCAUAUUUGUACUAUGAGUAACUCAUGUGUGACAUCACUCUAUAAGUUUUAUUGUAGAGAAUAAACUAGCCACUUAAACUACCACAAAUUACUGUAUACAAACCCUCACUCUGUUUUGUUAUUGUCUCAUUCAUUGGAUGUUAAAGUAAGAUGUGUUAGAAUCUGAGUAUUUUCUUUAUCAUAUGGUUACAAAUACUCGCUGAUUCCAAAACAAUUUUAAACUGUUUACAUAUCUAUUAUUUCUUGUAAUUCUUUUGUGCUACUGAGUUUUCCAAUUAGAGAGAGAGAGAGAGAGAGAGAGAGAGAGAGAGAGAGAGAGUUAGUUUUACACAAUUGUACAGUACAACUUUUUUAACUUAAAUAAAUUUUGUAAGAACAAGA
Molecule: messenger RNA, 6893 nt
Organism: Schistocerca gregaria
Lineage: Eukaryota; Metazoa; Arthropoda; Insecta; Orthoptera; Acrididae
Gene: SREBP
Product: sterol regulatory element-binding protein 1
Exons: 15
Coding region: 441-3782 (1113 amino acids)
Biological process (GO): regulation of transcription by RNA polymerase II
Cellular component (GO): nucleus
Molecular function (GO): DNA-binding transcription factor activity, RNA polymerase II-specific; protein dimerization activity; RNA polymerase II cis-regulatory region sequence-specific DNA binding
Source: RefSeq, a predicted model, not a curated record